Odobenus rosmarus divergens (Pacific walrus) is the source of this 6664-nucleotide messenger RNA. It is a transcript of the gene MICAL3, whose product is annotated as microtubule associated monooxygenase, calponin and LIM domain containing 3. The transcript is spliced from 31 exons. The coding region runs from base 78 to 6125 and encodes 2015 amino acids. NCBI's taxonomy places the organism in Eukaryota, Metazoa, Chordata, Mammalia, Carnivora, Odobenidae. The record is from RefSeq and is a predicted model, not a curated record. Gene Ontology annotation, molecular function: FAD binding; protein binding.
GAUUAAUGUGACAGAAUCAGGUGGAUCAACAGCCAUCCCACUGCCCCUUUGUUGGGGGCUGCUGAGAGUGGGGAAGCAUGGAGGACAGCAAGAACGAGACAAUGAAUCGCGCUCAUGUCCUCUUUGACCGGUUUGUGCAGGCCACCACCUGCAAGGGGACCCUCAAGGCCUUCCAAGAGCUCUGUGACCACCUAGAACUGAAGCCUAAGGACUACCGCUCCUUUUAUCACAAGCUCAAGUCCAAGCUUAACUACUGGAAAGCCAAAGCGCUGUGGGCAAAGUUGGACAAGCGGGGUAGCCACAAAGACUACAAAAAGGGAAAAGCAUGUACUAACACCAAGUGUCUCAUCAUUGGAGCUGGCCCCUGUGGUCUCCGUACAGCCAUUGACUUAUCCUUAUUGGGAGCUAAGGUGGUCGUUAUUGAGAAACGAGAUGCCUUCUCCCGCAACAAUGUCUUGCAUCUCUGGCCAUUCACCAUACAUGAUCUGCGAGGUCUGGGUGCCAAGAAGUUCUAUGGCAAGUUCUGUGCUGGAGCUAUUGACCAUAUCAGUAUCCGUCAGCUUCAACUAAUACUUUUGAAAGUAGCCCUGAUCCUAGGCAUUGAGAUCCAUGUCAAUGUGGAAUUCCAAGGUCUUGUACAGCCUCCUGAGGACCAAGAAAAUGAACGGAUAGGUUGGCGGGCACUGGUCCACCCCAAAACCCAUCCUGUAUCAGAAUAUGAAUUUGAAGUGAUCAUCGGAGGGGAUGGCCGUAGGAACACCUUGGAAGGAUUUCGCCGGAAAGAAUUUCGUGGCAAGCUGGCCAUUGCCAUUACAGCAAAUUUUAUUAACCGAAAUACAACAGCAGAAGCCAAAGUGGAAGAGAUCAGUGGUGUGGCUUUUAUAUUCAACCAAAAAUUUUUCCAGGAACUGAGGGAAGCCACAGGUAUUGACUUGGAGAAUAUUGUCUACUACAAAGACGACACACACUAUUUUGUUAUGACAGCCAAAAAGCAGAGUUUGCUAGACAAAGGGGUGAUACUGCACGACUAUGCCGACACAGAGCUCUUGCUUUCCCGGGAGAAUGUGGACCGAGAGGCUCUGCUGAACUAUGCCAGGGAGGCGGCAGACUUCUCCACUCAGCAGCAGCUGCCAUCUCUGGAUUUUGCCAUCAAUCACUAUGGGCAGCCUGAUGUGGCCAUGUUCGACUUCACUUGUAUGUACGCCUCCGAGAAUGCUGCCUUGGUGCGAGAGCAGAAUGGACACCAGUUGUUAGUGGCCCUGGUUGGGGACAGCCUCCUAGAGCCUUUUUGGCCAAUGGGAACAGGAAUAGCUCGAGGAUUUCUAGCUGCUAUGGACUCAGCCUGGAUGGUACGAAGUUGGUCUCUAGGAACAAGCCCCUUGGAGGUCCUGGCCGAGAGGGAAAGCAUUUAUAGGUUGCUGCCUCAGACCACCCCUGAGAAUGUGAGUAAAAACUUCAGCCAAUACAGUAUCGACCCUGUCACCAGAUAUCCCAAUAUUAACAUCAACUUCCUCCGCCCGAGCCAGGUGCGCCAUUUAUAUGAUACUGGGGAAACAAAAGAUAUUCGUCUGGAAAUGGAGAACCUGGUGAAUUCCCGAACUACCCCAAAGUUGACUCGCAAUGAGUCUGUAGCUCGUUCAAGCAAACUGCUGGGUUGGUGCCAAAGGCAGACAGAUGGCUAUGCAGGGGUAAAUGUGACAGAUCUCACUAUGUCUUGGAAAAGUGGACUGGCCUUAUGUGCGAUCAUCCAUAGAUACCGCCCUGAUCUGAUAGAUUUUGAUUCUUUGGAUGAGCAAAAUGUGGAGAAGAAUAACCAGCUGGCCUUUGAUAUUGCCGAGAAGGAGCUGGGCAUUUCUCCCAUCAUGACAGGCAAAGAAAUGGCCUCGGUGGGGGAGCCUGACAAGCUUUCUAUGGUGAUGUACCUGACUCAGUUCUAUGAGAUGUUCAAGGACUCACUCCCCUCCAGUGAGGCCCUGGACCUGAAUGCUGAGGAGAAAGCAGUUCUUAUAGCCAGCACCAAAUCCCCCAUCUCCUUCCUCAGCAAACUUGGACAGACCAUCUCUCGGAAGCGUUCUCCCAAGGAUAAAAAGGAAAAGGACUUGGAUGGUGCUGGAAAGAGGAGAAAGACCAGUCAGUCGGAAGAGGAGGACGUGCCCCGGGGCUACAGAGGAGGAAGGCCCACACUGGUGAGCACUCUGACAGACAGGAGGAUGGAUGUGGCCCUUGGCAAUCAGAACAAAGUGAAGUACAUGGCGACCCAGCUGCUGGCCAAAUUUGAAGAGAAUGCACCACCACAGUCCACUGGCAUGAGGAGACAGGGCUCAAUAAAGAAGGAGUUCCCGCAGAACUUGGGAGGCAGCGACACGUGCUAUUUCUGCCGGAAGCGGGUCUAUGUGAUGGAAAGGCUGAGUGCUGAGGGCAAGUUCUUCCAUCGGAGCUGCUUCAAAUGCGAGUACUGUGCCACCACCCUGCGCCUCUCGGCCUACGCCUAUGACAUUGAGGACGGUAAAUUCUACUGCAAACCACACUACUGUUAUCGACUCUCCGGCUCCGCACAGAGGAAGAGACCAGCAGUGGCUCCUCUCUCUGGAAAGGAGGCCAGAGAAGCCCUGCAGGAUGGCCCGACUGUGGACGCAAAUGGACGGGCCAGUGCCAUGGCCAGCCCUGCUGAGAGAACCCCAGGUUCAAGCGUGAAUGGUCUCGAAGAGCCUAGCAUUGCCAAGCGACUCAGGGGCACUCCUGAACGGAUCGAGCUGGAGAACUACCGCCUGUCUGUGAAACAGGCCGAGGAGCUAGAGGAGGUGCCUGAGGAGACGCAGGCUGAGCACAACCUGAGCAGUGUGCUGGACAAAGGCGCAGAGGAGGAUGUGGCCAGCAGCAGUUCUGAGUCCGAGAUGGAGGAAGAGGAGGAAGAGGAGCCUCCUCUGCCCACCUCAGACCUGGGUGGCGUUCCUUGGAAGGAGGCUGUGAGGAUCCAUGCUCUUCUGAAAGGAAAGAGUGAAGAGGAACUAGAGGCCUCAAAGAGCUACGGGCCUGGGAACGAAGAGGAGGAGGAGGAGGAAUAUGAAGAGGAGGAGGAGGAGGAGGAAGAAUAUGAGGAGGAGGAGGAAGAGUCUAGUGAAGUCGGGAGCCAGAGGCUACAGCAGAUCCUAAAUCCGGCCAACCCCUUGGAGAUCCAGGCUGAUGUGCACUGGACACAUAUUCGCGAGAAAGAGGAGGAGGAGCGAAUGGUACCAACCUCUGAGUCCUCCACUUCUAGAGUCCCAUUUGAUGAGAAUGACGUGGAGGAAGAUGUGGACUCGGAGCCGGCAGAGAUAGAAGGGGAGGCAGCGGAGAAUGGGGACACAGGGGACACUGGUGCUGAGCUGGAUGAUGAUCAGCACUGGUCUGAUGAUAUCCCAUCGGAAGCCGAAACGGAGCUUCCCAUGCGGCAACAGGCAGUGGUGGAAGCGGAGCUGGAGCUGAGGGCAUCAGAAAGCGAGGAGGAGCAACCCGUCACCACACCAGGGCACCAGGAGAGAAGUCCCGCCCAAGUCCCCAGCCCUGCCCCGUCCCCUGAGGAGCAAGCCGGUCUGCUCUCCCCAGGCCACAGCCCUGUGGCAGAGGGGGCCCAAAUCCCACCUGUCUCUGUUGCUACCAAAGUGAAAUUGCCCGAGGAGAGCCUUUUCCCUGAACCUUUGCUCCCCAAAAUGAAGCCCAAAGCAGAAGUGCCCACUGACCAGAGAGCUGUGCGGUCUCCUAUCCGAUUGCAGCCAGUGGCUCUGCCGGAAGCCAGGACACCUACCUCCCCAGUUAGUUCACAGCACCUGUCACCGUUGGCCACCUCCACCCCCACCUCCACCCCCACCACCACCCAGCUCCCCAUUUGCUCCCAGCCUCAGCCUUCCUCUGAGGCCACUGUCCCAUCCCCCACCAAGUCCCCCAUAUGCUUCCAGCCUGUUCCAGCCAAAACAUCCAUCCCCAUGGUUCCCCUCCCCUUGAAGAACCAAAGAGAUGCCAAGGAUAGACUGGGUAGCCCUCUCGCUGUGGAUGAGGCCCUGAAACGGAACGAUCUGGUGGCAGAGUUCUGGAUGAAGAGCGCCGAGAUCCGCCGCAGCCUCGGGCUCACACCUGUGGAUCGGAGCAAGGUGUCCGAGUCCAGCUUCCCAUCGCCUGCCUUUAAACCAGUGUCCCUAAAAUCCUAUUCAGUUGAGAAGUCUCAGGGUGAGGGGCUCCAGCUUCUAAAACCUCCACCUGUUCCUAAGAGGCUAGGCCUGCCAAAGUCAGAUGGUGACCAGCCCUCCCUGCCAACCCCCAAGUCCCCAUCUGACAGAGAGCUGAAAAGCUCCCAUGAGGAGAGAAGAGAUCUAUCGAGCAGCUCUGGGCUGGGCCUUCAUGGGAGCUCCUCCAACAUGAAAACCUUGGGCAGCCAGAGCUUCAACACCUCAGACUCCACCAUGCUCACUCCACCUUCAAGCCCACCCCCACCCCCACCCCAGGAUGAGGAGCCCGCAACUCUUCGAAGGAAGCCAUAUCAGACUUAUGAGCAUAAGGAGACCAAGCCCAAGGCCUCGGUGAUCCCACCCCCACCACCUGCCUCCUUUAUGCGGGCUCCCCGAGAGCCUGCCCAGUCCCCUCGAGAGGAGGUGCGGAAGUCGUUUGUGGAGAGUGUGGACGAGAUCCCCUUUGCCGAUGACGUGGAGGAUACCUAUGAUGACAAGACAGAGGACUCGAGUCUACAGGAGAAGUUCUUCACACCCCCCUCCUACUGGCCCCGCAUAGAGAGGCCCCUCCACACACCCCUACCCAAGGAGAAUGGUAGGUUGCCUACUCUGGAGAGUGGGGUCCAACCACAGAAGAGGGGCCUGCCUGUGGUCUCUCCAGAAGCCAAGGAGCUGGCUGAGGAGCGCAUGCGAGCCAGGGAGAAGUCUGUGAAGAGCCAGGCGUUGAGAGACGCUAUGGCCAAGCAGCUGAGUAGGAUGAAGGAGAUGGAGAUGGCAGCUGGGACCUCCAGGCCCCCAGGAGGCACCUCCCGCAAAGCCUCCUCAGUUCUUUCCAAGGGCAAAGACCUCGGCCCCGAGUCCCCUAAACGCCUGGUUCUUAAAGGCCCCAGGGAGCCUACCCUGAAGCACGAAGCCACUAGUGAGGAGGUCCUCUCCCCUCCAUCGGACUCAGGGGGCCCCGAUGGUUCAGUUACCUCAUCCGAGGGCUCCAGUGGGAAGAGCAAGAAGAGAUCGUCACUCUUCUCCCCCCGCAGAAACAAGAAAGAGAAGAAGUCCAAAGGUGAGGGCCGGCCCCCAGAGAAGCCCAGCCCAAAUCUCCUGGAGGAAGCCGCUGCCAAGCCCAAGUCCUUGUGGAAGUCCGUCUUUUCUGGGUACAAGAAGGACAAGAAGAAGAAGGGCGAUGACAAGUCCUGUUCCAGCACCCCUUCCAGCGGUGCUACUGUGGACUCGGGCAAGCACAGGAUGUCUCCCAUUGUGAGAGCAGAGCUGCAGCUGCGGCGCCAGUUGAGCUUCUCGGAGGACUCGGACCUCUCCAGUGACGACAUCCUUGAGAGGUCUUCCCAGAAGUCCAGGCGAGAGCCAAGAACUUACACGGAGGAGGAACUGAAUGCCAAGCUGACCCGGCGUGUGCAGAAGGCAGCUCGGAGACAGGCCAAGCAAGAGGAACUGAAACGGCUACACCGAGCCCAGAUUAUCCAGCGGCAGCUGGAGCAGGUGGAAGAGAAGCAGAGGCAACUGGAGGAACGAGGGGUUGCCGUGGAGAAGGCACUCCGUGGUGAAGCAGGCAUGGGCAAGAAAGAUGACCCCAAGCUGAUGCAGGAGUGGUUCAAGUUGGUGCAAGAGAAAAAUGCCAUGGUGCGCUACGAGUCGGAGCUGAUGAUUUUUGCCCGGGAGCUGGAACUGGAAGACCGGCAGAGCCGACUACAGCAGGAACUUCGGGAGCGGAUGGCGGUGGAAGAUCACCUGAAAACUGAGGAGGAGUUGUCAGAGGAGAAGAAGAUCUUGAACGAGAUGCUGGAGGUGGUGGAGCAGAGAGACGCCCUCGUGGCCCUGCUCGAGGAGCAGCGACUCCGGGAAAAAGAAGAAGACAAGGACCUGGAGGCUGUCAUGCUAUCCAAGGGCUUCAGCCUGAACUGGUCCUGAGCUCUACCUGUGCUCCGGCUGGCUGGUCUGUGGCAUCCACCUGACCCAGGCUGGGUUCUCCCAAACCACCCGGAUGAAAGAUCUCAGAAGGCCCGGCACCUCCUGGGAGUUGACACGCAAAUGUCUAUGUGCCUCUUGAAAAGUGGGUCAAGUGUCUGUGCUCUGGGAAACCCCAGGUGAAGAUGAUUAUCUGAGGUGGCUCAGCCUCCUUGGAAGAGGCCCACCCUGACUUCCUGCUCCAGAGAGAGAGGAAUACGGAGCAUUUGACAUGUGAUAUGGGAAAAAAGAAAACCCGCUCGCUCCCCAGGGACACGCGGUGGCUGGAGCUCCUCCUUUCACAAGAGGAGACAAGAGAAGGAAGCUGCCCCCUCUCCGUCCAAACCACAACCACCAGAGUGCACCUUCACGGAGCGGAAGGGGCAGCGAUCUUCUUCAUGCUUCCUGAAGCACCACCAAAGAAACUAAGAAGACACCCCGGGGGGGCAAGAUGUGACUCAAGCCCCAGGAGAGGGGUAGUGGCCAGCAGGUCAGUGCCUGCC